Messenger RNA from Camelus dromedarius (Arabian camel), 9327 nucleotides. RefSeq names its product ADAM metallopeptidase with thrombospondin type 1 motif 5 (gene ADAMTS5). Gene Ontology annotation, molecular function: zinc ion binding; metalloendopeptidase activity. Gene Ontology annotation, biological process: extracellular matrix organization; proteolysis. Bases 418 to 3210 code for a protein of 930 amino acids. Lineage: Eukaryota; Metazoa; Chordata; Mammalia; Artiodactyla; Camelidae. The transcript has 8 exons. The record is from RefSeq and is a predicted model, not a curated record.
CCGAGCAGCAAGGGGACUGGAGGCAGCUCGCACCCGUUGCCCGCCUGGUGCGCGGCACCUUCUUACUUUUCUUGGUGCACCGAUCUUGGCCGCAUUUGGGGUUGAUUUGGGGUUUUCCCCUUUUCUCGUACUUGCUGAAUCUCCAAAACCCGGCUUUUUUCUUUUUCUUUUUUCCCCCUCUUUCCGGAGCACGAAUCCAAACAUUUUCCAAACCAACAAAGAAAAGUUCGCACGUUGGCACCGCGGCCGGGACAGGCUGGCGCUGCUGCCGGGUCCCCCUCCCUCCGACACUUGACUCAACCUUGCAAGCAAGCAAGUGUAUGUGUGUUCCCACCUCCCGCCCCGGUAACUUCCAGAGCGAAUAACAAAUUCCCAUAAAGUCCCCGUCGCGCAGCCCCUCCCCGCGGGCAGCGCACUAUGCUGCUCGGGUGGGCGUCCCUGCUGCUGUGCGCGCUCCGCCUGCCCCUGGUCGCGGCCGGCCCCGCCGCGGCACCUGCCCAGGAUAAAGCCGGGCAGCCUCGGGCUGCAGCAGCGGCCGCCCAGCCCCGCCGGCAGCAGGGGGAGGAGGCGCAGGAGCGGACCGAGCCUCCGGGCCAUCCGCACCCCCUGGCGCCGCAGCGCAGGAGCAGCGGGCUUGUGCAGAACAUCGACCAGCUCUACUCGGGAGGCGGCAAGGUGGGCUACCUCGUCUACGCGGGCGGCCGGAGGUUCCUCCUGGACCUGGAGCGGGAUGGUUCGGUGGGCGCCGCUGGCUUUAUGCCCGCAGGAGGCGGGCCGAGCGCCACCCGGCGCCACCCGGGCCACUGCUUCUACCGGGGCACCGUGGACGGCAGCCCCCGCUCCCUGGCUGUCUUUGACCUCUGCGGUGGUCUCGAAGGCUUCUUCGCGGUCAAGCACGCGCGCUACACUCUGAAGCCGCUGCUGCGUGGGUCCUGGGCGGAGGCCGAGGACCGGCGCGUGUACGGGGAUGGGUCCGCGCGGAUACUGCACGUCUACACCCGCGAGGGCUUCAGCUUUGAGGCCCUGCCGUCGCGCACCAGCUGCGAGACCCCUGCGUCCCCUCCAGGGCCGCGGGAGCGCCCCUCAGCGCACAGCAGCCCCGAUCGAGGCAGGGCGCUGGCCCCGCAGCUCCCGGACCAGUCAGCUCCCUCGUCAGAUGGGAGUCCGGGACCACAGACGUGGUGGCGGCGGCGGCGGCGCUCCAUCUCCCGGGCCCGCCAGGUGGAGCUGCUCCUGGUGGCUGACGCGUCCAUGGCGCGGUUGUAUGGCCGGGGCCUGCAGCAUUACCUGCUGACCCUGGCCUCCAUCGCCAACCGGCUGUACAGCCACGCCAGCAUCGAGAACCACAUCCGACUGGCCGUAGUGAAGGUGGUGGUGCUGGGCGACAAGGACAAGAGCCUGGAGGUGAGCAAGAACGCGGCCACCACGCUUAAGAACUUUUGUAAGUGGCAGCACCAGCACAACCAGCUGGGGGAUGACCAUGAGGAGCACUACGACGCAGCCAUCCUCUUUACUCGAGAGGAUUUAUGUGGGCAUCAUUCAUGUGACACCCUGGGAAUGGCAGACGUCGGGACCAUAUGUUCUCCCGAGCGCAGCUGUGCUGUGAUUGAAGAUGAUGGUCUCCACGCAGCUUUCACCGUGGCUCACGAAGUUGGACAUCUCCUUGGCCUCUCCCAUGAUGAUUCCAAAUUCUGUGAAGAGAACUUCGGGACCACAGAAGAUAAGCGCUUAAUGUCUUCCAUCCUGACCAGCAUCGACGCAUCCAAGCCCUGGUCCAAAUGCACAUCUGCCACCAUCACGGAAUUCCUGGAUGAUGGCCAUGGUAACUGUUUGCUAGACCUACCACGCAAGCAGAUCCUGGGCCCCGAAGAACUCCCAGGACAGACCUACGACGCCAGCCAGCAGUGCAACCUGACGUUCGGGCCCGAGUACUCCGUGUGCCCCGGCAUGGAUGUCUGCGCGCGCCUCUGGUGCGCCGUGGUGCGCCAGGGCCAGAUGGUGUGUCUGACCAAAAAGCUGCCAGCCGUGGAGGGGACACCGUGUGGGAAAGGCAGGAUCUGCCUUCAGGGCAAGUGUGUGGACAAAACCAAGAAAAAAUAUUAUUCAACUUCAAGCCAUGGCAACUGGGGAUCCUGGGGGUCCUGGGGUCAAUGCUCCCGCUCGUGCGGAGGAGGAGUACAGUUUGCCUAUCGCCACUGCAAUAACCCUGCGCCCAGAAACAACGGCCGCUACUGCACAGGGAAGAGGGCUAUCUACCGUUCCUGCAGUGUCAUACCCUGCCCCGCUAAUGGUAAAUCUUUUCGCCAUGAGCAGUGUGAGGCCAAAAAUGGGUAUCAGUCUGAUGCCAAAGGAGUCAAAACAUUUGUGGAAUGGGUUCCCAAAUACGCAGGCGUCCUGCCGGGAGACGUGUGCAAACUGACCUGCAGAGCUAAGGGCACCGGCUACUACGUGGUGUUUUCUCCAAAGGUGACUGAUGGGACCGAGUGCAGGCCAUACAGUAAUUCCGUCUGCGUCCGGGGGAAGUGUGUGCGGACCGGCUGCGACGGCAUCAUUGGCUCAAAGCUGCAGUAUGACAAGUGUGGAGUGUGUGGAGGAGACAACUCCAGCUGUACAAAGAUUGUUGGAACCUUCAAUAAGAAAAGUAAGGGUUACACUGACGUUGUGAGGAUCCCCGAAGGGGCAACUCACAUAAAAGUCCGACAGUUCAAAGCCAAAGACCAGACUAGAUUCACUGCCUACUUAGCCCUGAAGAGGAAAAACGGUGAGUAUCUUAUCAAUGGAAAGUACAUGAUCUCCACUUCAGAAACCAUCAUAGACAUCAACGGAACAGUCAUGAACUACAGUGGUUGGAGCCACAGGGAUGACUUCCUGCAUGGGAUGGGCUACGCAGCCACGAGGGAAAUACUCAUUGUGCAGAUCCUUGCAACAGACCCAACUAAAGCAUUAGAUGUCCGUUACAGUUUUUUUGUUCCCAAGAAGUCCACUCAAAAAGUAAACUCUGUCACCAGCCACAGCAGCAAUCAGGUAGGAUCGCACACUCCGCAGCUGCAGUGGGUGACGGGCCCUUGGCUCGCCUGCUCUAGAACCUGUGACACAGGCUGGCACACCAGGACGGUGCAGUGCCAGGAUGGAAACCGGAAGUUAGCCAAGGGAUGCCUUCUCUCUCAGAGGCCUUCUGCAUUUAAGCAGUGUUUGCUCAAGAAAUGUUAGCCUGUGGUUAUGAGCUGAUACAGAGAUAACUGGGUUGAUUCUUCACUGAUACGGUCCUGGUGAACAGAGGUCAACCUAAAGCACAGAGUCACACUUCAGUGUCAUUAGCAACAGGAGUCCAGUCAUGGGCAGAAUCUGCUCUCAGCGACCAAAUGAAGAUGUGCACUGCUUCACAGGACAGUGGUGACCUUGGAAUAGAGAAAACCUUGGGAGUACUGAACAUGCCCUGGACCUACAAGAAUGCAAAAACACUGAUGAAUGUAGAAUCAGGGGACAUUGGAAGCUGGCAGAGCAGUCUCCCCCUUGUCACCUACCUCUUAUGGAAUGUCUUCAAAGGCAUCAUAGUCAUUUUGAUGCAUAUUACACAGUAGCUUAUUUUUACUGUUUGUAAAUACAUUCUUUCUUGGUAUGUCACUUUAUAUCACUUGGUUCUAUUAAAUAUAUAUAUAUAUAUUUAAUAUAUAAAUAUAUAUAUAUAUAUAUUUCUAUAAAAAAGUGUUUGACCAAAGUAGGUCUGCAGCUAUUUCAACUCCCUCCAGUUUCCAGAAAGAGCUGUGGAUGUUUUACUGGAAAUUAAGAACUUGCUGCUGUUUUAAAGAGAUUUACUAUACUUUCAGACUACAGGAGAUACAAUUUUCGUCAAAAACCAUUUUGACAGCAAGCAUCUUCUGAGAAAUUCUGAAAAGAAAAAGGAUCUCCGUGUAUUUAGUCACUGAAAUAUAUACAGGGGUCCAUUUAUUUAUAUCUUUGACUGCCUGUAUUUUUUCAGGCAGCCAGCCAAAUUAAUGCAUAAUGAGGAGGUAGAAGUAGUGUGUGCAUGUGUGUAUGUUGUCUGUAUUCAAGAGUCUAAAAAAUAGUUUCCUUCUGUUGGGAUUUAAAAUGAAGAGAAAAAACACCCUUCACCAUAUUUUUAAGUUAUAUCUUCACCACUGCAUUCUCUUUCUGUAGCUCCCAUCUGAUAUUGCACAAUGUGUUGUACACGUACAGAACACACGGCAAAGUUUUCUAUCACCUUCAACACUGGUAUAUCUCUUACCAGCAAGCCUUUAAAAUGCAUUUUUGUUUUCGCUUGUUUGUUUUGUUCAAGGGUCUUAUAGUAACUACUAUGUUUUAUACUUCUUGUUGACUUAGCGUAAUAGGAAUAUUAAAGAUCACUUGGUAACUAGCCACAUCUAGACGUGGUUAUUGUUAAUGUGGCUAGUGCAAAAAAAAAGUGGUUAAUAUUAACAAGACUGUUUCCACACCAUAGGCAAUAAUUUCUUGCAUUUUUUUUUAAUCUAAGUAUACUGAUACUGUACUUAAGAUUUUUCCCAAUUAGAAAGCAUUUGGUUGUGCCAGGAAGUGUUUGAGUGAUGAAAUGUGAUGAUUUUUGCAGUUUGCUUUUAUUUCCAUAGCCUGUCUAGUAGGUUGUAAGUUGGAAUAGUUAGAUGUGGAAAAUUUUUACAGUCAUCUGCAUAACAAUCUCAUAGACAGGAGACCUCAUCCCUCUAUCCCACAGCUGAGAAAAUCUAACAUAUUUCAUUUCAUUGGUUUUUCUUUUUCUUUGUGAAAUAUCACAAAGCUAUUUGUUUUUAUAAAAGUUUAUAAUUAUCAUACCAAAUGUGCCUAUUGUUAAAGACUUGCAUGUAAGGAUAUUAGGGAACUAUUAUUUGAGUUCCCCUAAGCUCAUGAGAGUUUAUUUUUAUUAUAUGAUAUUUUUAAUAUAAAAGGAUUAUGUAAUUGAUCCUGCUGAAGCACAUUCAUUUCAGUAGGCCAAGGAAAUGGAUGUCUCACUAAGUAUUUUCUUAAGAAAUCGUUUGGUAAAACAAAGAAUUGUUUUACAAAACUGUUAAUCAUCCUUUGGAUUUUCAUAGGCUGACUUUGCUUUAGAUGUGGUCAUUUUUCUUAAUAAAUGAUCAGCUACAGAAAGGAGGCCUAUACAAGACUGGUCCCCUCCAUUUGACAGAGGUCACCAGAUACCAGGUACUGGGAGCAAAGCUGUUCAUAUCAGUCAGAAAAGAUAAAAAUAAAAAUCACACUGACCAUUUGACUAUGCAGAGAAAAUUAAUGGAAAAGCCAACCUUACUGUUUCCAGUAUUCAAAAUAACUUGAAUCAAGUAAUUCCACUAUGACAAAAUUUAUGUUUAUCUUUUGCAGUAUAGUGACAGCAACAUUAAAUAAUCAUUGAAAAGCAAACAUGAUUGUCUCCUACUCUGCUUCUCCAGACUGUAUUUAUAGAUUUUUUAAUAUGAGUUAUCAAUGAUUCACUUUUUCCCCAAAUAAUGAAGUUUUACACUUCUCAUGGGAACAGUCCCAGAGACCUUAGGACAAGAAACCACUAUUCCAUGCUUUUAAGGAAUUUUCUUUAGGUUUCUUUUUUUGUAUGGGUAUCAAUAGAUUGACUAACGAAAUGUAUGUCUAAACUCCUGAGAAAAUACAUAGACUGGAAACUGAAGUUCAGAGAAAUGGAGUGUUUGGCAGAACAUAGAGAAAGAUAAGCAAAGGGAAAAUCCUAUAUAAUGUAAAAUAAUUUAGCCCAAUUUCACUCUGGAUUAUACUUUUUACCUUUCCAUAGUUACAUCUUAAACCACGAGCCUAGGAUUCAGGAUGUGAGGGGCUAUUUCCUCAAAAAAAAGUUUGUCUGAAAAUGCUCAGGUUAGUAAGAAUCUAAUCUCACUCACAAAACUAAACACUUCAGGUUGAGUUUCAUUAAACACAAAGAGAGCCUAGAAGAAAAUAGCAUUUAUUUCUUCUAGAACAGAAAAGGUCAAAUGAAGCCCCACCUUGUUGUUUAGAAGUUUAAGGACAUUGUUUUAAUUUAUUCAGAAAAUUCAGCUUCCUCUGCCUUCCUGUGGAAACAGUUUUAGUGCAUUAAGAAUGAAGGGAUUAAUCACAAACAAAAAAGUUGCAGCACUGAAAAAAGAAGUAAUUUAUUGUCUUUGCAACUGGUAUGUGAAUUUGUGUGAUAAAAUUAUUUAUUCUUAUUUAACAAAAAUAUGUGCAAAUUCUUCUAUAUUUAAAAUGUUUUGCUAUUGUCCUACUUUUUAAUUUAUGCUUCAUGUUUGUGUAUAAAGUACACUUUGUGAGUUUAUAUGAUAUACAGCACUGGUUGCUUUUGUAUUUUUUUUACAGAAAGCUUUCUGUGUGAAACAGGUGUAUGUGUGUAUAUUUCUCAUGUGUUCUUAUGAUACUAUCCUUGUCCUUUCUAAGGAAGUUUUAAACUUAAUCUUUCAUGACUAGUAGUGUUCAUUACUUGUAAGUUACAUUAAUAGGUCUUUGGGUUCCACUGAAUGCUAACUUUUCCAAGUCACAGAUAAGAAAAACACGUACUCAACCAACUGAGGUCUAGAAGUGUCCCACAGAAGCUAAGACUCAGCUCAGAACCAGGUCCAUGCACUUCACUGAUAAACUUGGACAAGGAGCUGUUGAUACAUUAUGACCUCCGAGUGACAGCAACAAUGUAAAACUAAAUAUUGUCUUUUGCUGCUUUAGAAACACUCCUUACAAUGACUAUCAUUUAGUCUCUAGUAUCUAAGGUUCUACAGAUGAGAGUAAACAAACUGGAUUGAAUUAUUCAAAUAUCUGUAGUCAUAACAGUUUCUGCAAGUAUGGGAUGUCCACUGAUACAGUGUGACUUUUUACUACUACAAAUUACUCUCAUGGAGAGAUAAUAGGACUUGGGAAAAGCAGGGACCCCUCUGAUCACACCAGCUUGCCCCUGACUGUGAUUUCACGGUCUGAUCACAGCAAUAGGGCAAAGCAUCUUUGGAUACACAACUGAUCGGAUCAACCUCUGGCUCUGAAGUUUCUCCCAUUGACUCAUUCCUUAGUAACAAGGUCAUUGUAGUGGUUUACAUGGGGACAGCAGCCAGAUUCAAAGAAGUUCAGGACUUGUGCUAUGGCUUGGAGUUCACUUUUUGUGAAAUUAGAUUGAAUUCAAUCAUGACUGAAUUUUGCUAAUUGUUUGUGGCUGAGUGAAGUCUCAUUGGCAUGACUGAUCACUAUUACUAAUCUAUUUAUAGUUAAACUGAGGCCAUAAAAAUACCUAAUAUUUUUUUUAACAUUUUGGAGCCACAAAAUAAAUGAAUGACCUUGAGGACAGAAAUGGUCAUCCAAAGAACCAAAUGCACAGUCAAGGUGAUCUGUCACUUAGACACCCAGAAUAGGAACUUGUAUGUUUUCUCUAUUUUUCUUUUUCACUUGCCAACAACAUGUAGUUCUAGAUGGUCGAAUAGGUAGAUCAACUUAGCUCACUAGCCCACUGAAAAAAUACAGUGUUUUAUAGUUCCUUGUUGACAUCAACUACAGAAAUGACUUCUUAAGUUAUAUCACAUGAAACACAUCACUCUAAACUGCAUAAUUGUGUAUUCUAGUCAAUUAAUGUAUGAGAACAUAUUGAAACACCAACCCAUGCAUUAGUGAGCUAGAAAAUGGGAAUGUAUGUAGCAUUCAGAUCAGAAAACCAUUCGAUCUGUCACAUAUCUCCCUGGCGCCACGAUAUCAUAAUUCUCAAUGUAGGUUUUGUAGAAAAAAUAAAGGAACAUGUUGUUAGAAAAUGUUGGUUUUAAAAGGGAAUAGAGCUGAAAUGUACAUAUUUGUUAACUCAGUUGACAAAUUGCACCCUCAAUUUCCUAGCACUAACAAUAAGUUUGCCGUCUGUGGUCCUUAUCUCAUAGCUCCACCGCCUGAUCCAUGUGCACAGACAUAGGUCAGAUGAAAAAACAAGUAACAAUGGCCCGUCACCCUAUAAGGCACUGCCACAUCAGAGUGACCCAAGUCUAGCACUGUGAGGAAAACUGUGAUUUGUGAAUAAAACCGAACAUUUUUUUUUCCUUUGGCACGUUACAAUUUACAAUUGUAAAUUUAUCAAGGUGCUAACAUCCUCAGUGACCAACUGUCAAAUGUGAUAUUUUGGACUUACUGUUUAAUUAUACAUGAGUUUUCAAUUUGCAAGAAAGAAUGCCAAGUGUUUUGUCAAGUUUGGGCACACCUUGAAACUCAAAGUUUGGGAAAUUGAAUCUAGCGGUCAUUCGGAUCAGCAGUGUUUAGUGACAUAAGCUACAUGUACGCUGAGGAUGUUUAAGGUGACAUCAAACUUGAAGAGCAUCAGGUUGAAGCAGCAGACUUUAAAUGAGUCACGUUCCAUCACUUACUAAGCCAUUAGUCAUGUUCCAUCGCUUACUAAGCCAUCAGCAUCCCUUUCAAACAAACUUGUUUGUUUCUUAUACGCAAACGCCUGUGUAUAUUUAGCCUGAUUUUGUUUAAGCUUUGCAAUAUUUUAUGUCCCUGGUAAACACUUGGCCACUAUAUCUCCAUCUUUUCUGUAAUAAUUCACAGCAUAUUAGAAGCCUUUCAACCCAUACAGAGUAUAUUUACAGUAGAGUAUCAUACUGUGUGUGACUUUGUGAAACUAGACUUUAGAUUAAGAAAUUUAUAUUGUCUCUGGGUGGUAUUCUUGCAUUACACACUCCAGCAUGACAUAAAUGUAGGACUUGACAAAUACUGCUUACAUUUUAGUAUGACGCAUUAAUUAGAGGAAAUCACGCACAUGCUUUGUAAAUAGAGCAGAUAACUAAACAGAUUGUGGAAAUGUGUUCCACUUACUCUAGGCCGUGGCAUGAAUAUUUGAUUUCUAUAUUAGAGUCUGGGAGUCAAGUCAGGUAAUAAACCUAAAUAGGUAGAACUGAGAUUUUUAAAUCUUGAAAGAUGCUUUCAAGAUAGAGAAAAAUACUGAGAAUUUACAUGCCAGACACAAGCAAUAUAGGCUGCUUUUUACCCUCAAUUUUCCAGGAAUGAUGGCUUUUUUCAGUCAAUAUAAUGCAGCUGAAAAACCAAAAAUAUAUCUUGGAAAAUUAAGAUGGGUCUUGUUUAAAAUGUGUCUUCAGCUUUGGCAAAUUUCAAACCCGAAUCGACUGUUGAAAGCAUUCUUGUGUCUUGUAGCUCGCCCUCCACAACACUGCCCUCCGGCAUCCAGGUAAACCACUUGUACUGAAUCGGUUGGGACCUAUACCGUAAUAUUUUUCACUAAGGAACAGUAUCCUGUUUUGUAAAGCAUUUCCCUAUGUGUGACUUUAAACUGUAAAAUUAAGCAUUGGCUUUGUGAUUUCAGUGGGCAUAAUAAACGUAAAUUGUAAACUA